AUGUAAUAAUAAUAAUCUCAAGAUAUAUCACCAUGGAAUCAAAAUAAUUAAGAUAUUUUAACUGUUACUGAAUAAUAAGUUGAUGAAUUCAAAACCUCCUAUGAGAACUUUUAAUAAUAGUAGAAUUAAUAUCAAAAAUAGAAAAGUAUAAAACUUAAUACUACUAAUUGUAGAGGAGAAACUAGAUUAAUACGUAAAUUGAUUUCUAAAAAUAAUUGGAAGGAAGUUUUUAUUGAUGGUGAUGUUUGUUGGCUUGGAUUACCAUUUUAAUAUUAAAAUCUUGAAGAAUAUUUCACAUAAUAUGUAAAUAGAUUUCCAGGAAUGGAUUUAUUAGCUCAUAAGACUUAAUCAUCUUUUUACUUAAAUAAAUUUGCUCAAUAUUUCCCAGAACAAUAUGAGUUCUUUCCUAAAACCUACAUAAUACCUGAUGAAAUUGAUAAGUUUUAAUAAGAGUAUAAAAGCACUCUAACUUAUAUUGCAAAACCUGAUGCAGGAUCUUAAGGAGAUGGAAUUUAUCUUAUUAAGAAAUUAAAAGAUAUUAAGACUAACGAAAGUAUGGUUAUUUAAUAAUAUAUCUCAAAACCAUUGUUAAUAGAUAAAAAGAAAUUUGAUUUAAGAUUAUAUGUUCUAAUUACAUCUCUUCAUCCUUACUUAUGUUAUAUCAAUAGAGAAGGUCUUGCUAGAUUUUGCACUGUUGACUAUGAAAAGCCAAAUGAUAAAAAUCUGAGAAAUCCUUUUAUGCAUUUAACCAACUAUUCUCUAAAUAAAAGAAAUACAAAUUUCUAGUUUUAUAGUGGGAAAAAUAUUUUAGAUAUAAAUGACGGAACAAAACGAACAUAUUCAUCUAUUAAAAAAAAUUUGGAAAUUUUAGGAUACAAUAAUUAGGAUAUUGAAAAUUAAAUUGAUAAUUUAAUUGUUGCAUAUUUAUAGAGUCUUCUUCCUUUUCUUGAAUUCAAUUCAAAAUUAAUCUUUCAAAAAAGAGUUGCUGAAGUUAAAUGUUUUUAAGUCUUAGGAUUUGAUAUCUUGCUUGAUGAAAAUGGUAAACCAUGGCUUUUAGAAGUUAAUUCUAAUCCAAGUUUAUCAAUUGAACAUGAAAUUUUUUCAGCUAAUGGAAAAUCUGUUUUUGAAGAGUCUUAUAUUGAUAGUUAUGUUAAAGAGUUAGUUAUGGGAGAUGCAAUCAAAUUAGCUGUUAUUUCCAAAGAAAAUUAAGAAGAAUUAUUAGAAUUUGGAAGUUAUAGAAAAUUAGAAGUAGAUUAAAAUGAAACCAUAUUUUCAAAAAUGAUGUAAUUAUAUGCUUAUUUAUCUGGAUACAAAUUUUAAGAAUAUCUAACUUCUUCAAAAUUUUAAAAGUUAGCAAACUUUCCAUAAAUGACUUCUUAAUAAUUUCUGAAAAAUGAUUAUGAUUUGUUAUUCAGAAAAAUAAUUUUGAAAUCUUGUAACAAUAAUUAGAUGGAUUUCUUUCAAUUUAUAAAUGCAAUUGAAUAACUAGCUUUUAGAUUAAACUAAGACUUAGAAAUUAUGCUUGAUAGAAUAAUAUAAAAUUUUUGA
This is a messenger RNA of Paramecium sonneborni, 1548 nucleotides long. NCBI's taxonomy places the organism in Eukaryota, Ciliophora, Oligohymenophorea, Peniculida, Parameciidae. The record is from the annotation of a GenBank genome assembly.